Pecten maximus is the source of this 1320-nucleotide messenger RNA. Its product is annotated as spectrin alpha chain-like. The coding region runs from base 155 to 490 and encodes 111 amino acids. Gene Ontology annotation, molecular function: calcium ion binding. The record is from RefSeq and is a predicted model, not a curated record. The transcript has 5 exons. NCBI's taxonomy places the organism in Eukaryota, Metazoa, Mollusca, Bivalvia, Pectinida, Pectinidae.
AGUGGUUUGAUAGAUUUGUCAAAUAAAUGUCAGUGUUUAAUGUACAUGAGACUGGUGGUGGAGCAGCCGACAGAUAUGCUCAACAGUCUGAAAGCAUUCCUCUUUAAUAGGGAUUUACUGUACUCUUUACUGUGUGUCGCCGACAGGAGAUGUAAUGUUGACAAUUAUUCCAGGCCUUUACACUGUGAUUCUGCUGAAUGUGUUACUGAUCAGAAGUGGAGUAUCGGAGGACGCUCUGAUGUUUAAACACUUUGACAAGGACAAGUCUGGUAUGCUGGACCACCAGGAGUUCAAGUCUUGUCUGCGAGCCCUGGGGUAUGAUCUUCCAGUCGUAGAAGAGGGGGAGGUUGAUCCAGAGUUCCAAGCCAUUCUGGAUAUGGUUGAUCCCAACAGAGAUGGCCAGGUUUCCCUACAAGAGUAUAUGGCGUUUAUGAUAAGUCGUGAGACAGAGAACGUCCAAUCUCGCUCGGACAGGCCUUCCAAGCUCUAACAUCUGGGGACAAAGCUUAUAUCACAGCACAGGAGUUGUAUGCGAACCUGACAAAGGAGCAGGCUGACUACUGUAUAGCUAGAAUGAAGCCGUUCGUAGACAAGACAGGUCGCGAGGUUGUGGACAGUUAUGACUACGCAGACUUCACGCGCUCCAUGUUUGUGAAUUAAUAGGGCUGACUGUCACACAGAUCUGUAGAGCUGUUUUCUAACCACUACUUAACCUGGAUAGCUUUUCCCAGUAUUGUGUAUUAGCCAAUCUUAUACCUAUAUAUGGUCACUUGCACUGCCACCAGAAGAAAUAAUGGUCACUCGUGUUUUUUUCUGGGAAAAAACAACAACAACAUACAAACAGUUUGUCACUGUUCCUUGGAAAACAUUGUGUUCAUCAUCAACAACUUUUUCUUUGUAGGUUGUGAAAUCUGAAGCUUGUUAUUUGUGUAGACGUGGAUUACUGCUGUUGUUUGUCCAGUGUUAAUACUAACCCAUGAUUUGGAUUAGUAUUGUAUUACCCGUCACUACAGAACACACUCCCUAACCAGGAGGUAUGAAAUCAGUGACUUCCACUCUCACACUCUUGCUCCAGGAAAUGUCUGUAAUAUUUUGACAUGCUGUUUUAAGAUUAUUUUCGCUUCAGCUUUCAGCACAAUUUUUUUUAUCAAUUCAUUGCACAAGUAUUUUACAAAUACAGGAUUAUGCUUGCUUUAUAGAAUUAAGAGGGAAAUGUGAGACCAUCCAUUGUAGUUUGUUUGUGGGUAAGAUACAGCCUGCCGGUCUUGUCUGUUGUUAGAUCUGUCUUCAUAUUAAUAUAAUAAACCUUCCAUAGAUAAA